Sander lucioperca (pikeperch) is the source of this 2784-nucleotide messenger RNA. Its product is annotated as ecto-NOX disulfide-thiol exchanger 2. The record is from RefSeq and is a predicted model, not a curated record. Lineage: Eukaryota; Metazoa; Chordata; Actinopteri; Perciformes; Percidae. The coding region runs from base 452 to 2560 and encodes 702 amino acids. Gene Ontology annotation, molecular function: protein-disulfide reductase activity; RNA binding. The transcript has 16 exons. Gene Ontology annotation, cellular component: external side of plasma membrane; plasma membrane. Gene Ontology annotation, biological process: ultradian rhythm.
AGUGGGUAACGUGUUAAGUGAUUCCUCUUGUAGUGACUUUCCGUAAGGAUAGAUUGGCUGCAGCUCUCGAUGGAAACGACAUAAACCUCUUGACAGUUCACCAGUGCUUGAGCUCGCCUGACAGCAGAUUUACAAAGAAUACGAGCAGGAGUUUUGUUAGUUACUGUAUUUCGCCCACCGAAACACAGCCUAAAUAGUUCGCCUGCACGCUGCACGUAUCUGAAGCGUACUAGUAUUCUGCUUCAGUCGCGAACCGGGCACGUCGUGAGGGCGUGCUCGCCAGUCGUAGCUAAAAGGUCCCGCUUCGACUGCUGCUCUCAUUGCAGUCCAGUCUGCCGAGCGGAGCGGACUGACUGAGGGACAAGCCCCGUCUCCAUUCAAGGAUUUUACUUUGUACACUUCGUCCUACAGAAGACGACCGACAAGAAUCGCACCUCGCCUUCUGUGGACAAUGUUUCUCUUGCAGUACACAGGACUCAACACUCUUCCCUUUGAUCCAGCAACCAACAACGACCCUCUCCAGUUCAGCAGUUCCAGUGGGCAACUGGUGUCAGAGUGUCCUCCUCUGGAAAACACCACCGAGAAUAGCAAGAAGAGGAAGAGAGCCUGCCUGCCUCCAGAAGGUAUCUGCAACAUGACAAUGGACUCCAACUCGAUGACGAUGCCCAUGUCAGACCCCAACGCCUGGGCAACAGCCAUGAACAACCUGGGGAUGCCUCCCAUCGGAAUCACUGGACAGCAACUCAUGCCAGAUUUUGAUCCCAGCCUUGGUAUGAUGGCUGGAAUUACCCCCCUGAAUCCCAUGAUGCCCGGACUCGGUAUGGUGCCUGCCCCCCUCUCCCAGGAUCUGCCAGUUGUCAAGGAAAUCAUCCACUGCAAGAGCUGCACCCUGUUCCCCCCCAACCCCAAUUUCCUGCUAGAAAAGUUUCUGCCUGGGGACUUUAUUCAAACAAGUCUUACAAGUCAUCUUCAAGACCUUCCCCCUCCAGCCACAAGAGACCGCCCUCCAGGUUGUAAGACGGUGUUUGUCGGCGGUCUGCCAGAGAACGCCACAGAGCAACUCAUCAUGGAGGUCUUCGGGCAGUGUGGUGAUAUCACUGCCAUACGCAAAAGCAAGAAAAACUUCUGCCAUAUCAGAUUUGCUGAAGAGUUUACUGUGGACAAGGCUCUCUUCCUGUCGGGUUACCGUAUUCGUUUGGGCUCCAGCACAGACAAAAAAGACACUGGCCGUCUCCACGUGGACUUUGCCCAGGCCAGAGACGACCUCUAUGAGUGGGAGUGUCGCCAGCGCAUGUUGGCCAGAGAGGAGAGGCACCGGCGCAAGGUAGAGGAGGAUCGCCUCCGGCCUCCCUCCCCUCCUCCCAUCGUCCACUACUCAGAGCACGAGUGCAGCCAGCUGGGAGACAAGAUCAAAGACGACGGAAAGUUUCCUGAAGCAGUGCGUGUUCUCUUGACCUGGUUGGAACGAGGUGAAGUCAACCGCAGGAACGCCAACAACUUCUACUCCAUGAUCCAGUCCUCAAACGGCCACAUCCGCCGGCUGACGAGCGAGAAGAGUCAGCAUGAGAAGGAGGUGGAAGAGGCCAAAGACAAGUUCAAGACUGCUCUGGCUGGCAUAGUUGGUCAAUUUGAACAGAUUGUGUCUGUAUUCCAAGCUGCUUCCAAACAAAAGGCAUGGGACCAUUUCUCCAAAGCUCAGCGCAAGAACCUGGACAUGUGGCGGAAACAAGCAGAGGAGAUUAGAAACAUGCACAACGAGCAGCUGAUGGGCAUCAGACGAGAGGAGGAGAUGGAGAUGUCGGACGAUGACAUGGAGGAUUCCCCUGACAGCAAGGACUCUGAGGACUCAGGUGUUUCCCAAGCAGAAGCCUUGAAGGAAGAGAACGACUCUCUGCGCUGCCAGCUGGACGCCUACAGGAACGAGGUGGAGCUGCUCAAACAGGAACAAGGCAAGAACCAACCAAUCAGCAGUGAGGAGGACACCACGCACUCUCAGCAGCUCAGCUUCCUGCAGCAGGCUCUGCAAGGCAUGCAGAAGCAACUGUUAAAAAUGAGGGAAGAAUUAAAGCAGCGGGAGGCAGAGCUGGAGAAGAGUUUGGAGGACAAACAGCAGCUGAAGAUCCAAGUCCAGAACCUGAAGGAAGGACUCCAGAACCUGCAGAACACAGACGUAAUGCAGCUGGAGACGUCGAAGCAAGAUGACAGAGGCAGCGAGGAAAGCACUAAUCAAACCAGUGAAGCCACAGUAACUACAGUGGUGUCCUGUAGUCAGGAGAAGGAAGGUCCUACAGAGAAGAACCCCCCGAGUCCUGUCCGCUCAGAGAGGGAAGCUCUGCUAGUUGGGAUCAUUUCGACGUUCCUGCACGUCCAUCCGUUUGGAGCCAGCAUCGAGUACAUCUGUUCCUACCUGCAGCGUUUGGACACCAAGAUCAACACCAGUGAGGUGGAGGCUCUUCUUUCUCGGCUGCCCUGCACCUUCAGACAGGAGCUGACUGGUGUCGGAGCCAGUUUGGAGAAACGCUGGAACUUCUGUGGCUUUCAGGGCAUCAAGAGCACGUAAGAUUCUGCUGGUGACACUUCUGGGACAUGGAAGAGACGACAGGCAGCGACAACACAGGGACACUGUAGAGAUGCAAAAGACACCGUAUAAAGCCCACAAAUAUCAAAGACGGUAGACUGUACUGUACAAGGACACAGAAGACUGAGCACAGAUCUCCGAUCAGGAGGAAAUGUUACAUGAGCAUUUCAGGGACUCUGUACGUGGCAGAGAGGUAAAAAACGCGG